AUGUUUCGUUUGCGGAAAAAUAAGUUUCAACAGAUAGACAAUGCAAUGGAAAGCAGGUAUGAAUAUUUUCAAUUGAGGUAUGAUGCGAGAGGUAAACGAGAUUUUACAAGGUUGCAAAAAUGUUUUGCUACAAUCAAGCUUAUGGCUUUGGGGGAAUCACUCGAAACUAUUGAUGACUAUAUGAGAACGUCAGAGCGAACUGCACGAGAAAGUUUGUAUAGAUUGGCGAGAGGUGUUAUCGAAACCUUCGGUGACAAAUACUUGCACAAACCUUCAUUGAAUGACAUGCAACAACUAUAUGCGGUGCAUAAAGAACGACAUGGUUUUUCGGGAAUGCUUGGAAGCAUUGAUUGCACAAAAUGGAUAUGGAGAAAUUGUCCUGUGGCGUGGAAAGGUCAAUGCACAAGUGGUCAUCUUAGAUCGCCUUCGUUAAUAUUAAAGGUUGUUGCGUCACAAGACUUAUGGAAUCGGCAUGUUUUUUUUGGAGUUGUUGGUUCUAACAACGACGUAAACGUUCUUGAUUAG
Messenger RNA from Lactuca sativa (garden lettuce), 525 nucleotides. RefSeq lists its product as uncharacterized. NCBI's taxonomy places the organism in Eukaryota, Viridiplantae, Streptophyta, Magnoliopsida, Asterales, Asteraceae. The record is from RefSeq and is a predicted model, not a curated record.